Messenger RNA from Colletotrichum paranaense, 663 nucleotides. RefSeq lists its product as uncharacterized. The transcript is spliced from 4 exons. Gene Ontology annotation, biological process: regulation of DNA-templated transcription. NCBI's taxonomy places the organism in Eukaryota, Fungi, Ascomycota, Sordariomycetes, Glomerellales, Glomerellaceae. The record is from RefSeq and is a predicted model, not a curated record. The coding region runs from base 1 to 663 and encodes 220 amino acids. Gene Ontology annotation, molecular function: DNA-binding transcription factor activity, RNA polymerase II-specific; zinc ion binding.
AUGUCCCGAAAUAGCAGCGAGAGAGAAGGCAGCGCUUUGCAGAGUCCCAUUGCCUGCGAGAGUUGUCGCCAGAGGAAACGACGGUGUGAUAGGAAGUUCCACGAGCCUGGACGAUGCCAAUACCCAGAGCAGAGCAAAAGGGGAAUUCCUAAUGGGUAUCUCAACAAACUAGAAACCCGACUCGCCGAGACCGAAGCUGCUCUCUUCCGCGUGCUCUCGGGAGCCCUUGAUCAUACCCAAGUUUUCGACUCUGCCUCGUCACCGGCCCUCUUACCCCAAGCUGCAUGGACACCAAGACAGAACAAGGUCGACCGUGUCAAGGAAUGGGAUAGUCUCCCGUUGCAGACGCCUGAUGACAUCCAAGCCUGGUACCGAUCCAAGGCUACAGAGCACAAUGAUCCUGCCAUCGACCUUCCUGCCGCGAGUCCGCAGUCGCUCAUAUCGACGGUAUCGGAUCCUAUGUUUGCGCCCCCCCCUCCGCCGAGAGACCCUAGCUCAGUACCUGGAUCAGUGUCAGACCACCAGGGAAUUUCUGAUGCGGUCAUUGAGCCUCAGCUUCGAGCCAUGACGCCAAUGGUCUCUACUCCUGUGAACAGGACAUCGUCUGAUAGCCUCAGCAAGGCCAAGGAGUUGUCCAAGUCGCAGCAGAACCUUUACUUCUGA